Psylliodes chrysocephalus is the source of this 486-nucleotide messenger RNA. NCBI's taxonomy places the organism in Eukaryota, Metazoa, Arthropoda, Insecta, Coleoptera, Chrysomelidae. The record is from the annotation of a GenBank genome assembly.
UUAACAAAUUUCAUGUAAUUGAAUCUCAUUAUUGCAAAUAUAAAGUCAACGUUGAUAAUGUAUGUGAAGGUAAAUGAAAACGUUCCAGUAAAAGAAAGCUAUUUCAGGAAUAUUUUUAUUACAAAAUACAACCUUGGUUUUGGUUCUCCUAGAACCGAUGUUUGUUCGACAUGCUUACAGCUAACAGAGAAAAUAAAAGCUUGUUCUGAUAAGGAUGUCAAAGCCAACUUAGUAAUCCAGAGAAGGGUACAUUCAUUGAUAUCUAAAGCAUUUUUUCGCUUGUUAAGAGAACAGGAUGAAGGAAUCGAAAUUUUUUCGUUUGACUGCCAGAAAAAUCAAGUAUUAUCUAGGAUUCCGGAUCAACAGGCCUAUUAUUCAAGGCAAUUUUAAAUUUACAAUUUCACCGUUGUAUAGGGUACUUCUAAAAGUAAUUUAAAUCCAUUUACUGUCAGUUCUUUCUAAUGGGCCGAAAACGAGUACAAGAAG